GUUUUUUCAACCAAUCAUAGACAAAAUUGAAACAAUCGCGACAUACGUUGCCCCUACCCUUUCCCCUUCUUUCUCCCCGGCGCUUAACGCAAUAGGCAGUUGUUUGUCUUUACUUUGAAAGCGUAUUGGCUUGUGCAAUCUCCUUUCUCCUAAUUGGACGUACUACUAAAAAUUUGGUUUUACAACACAAUGGAACUUUACUCCAACGCGCUGUGUAAUGGUAACAGUUUCAGAAAACGUUAUAUUUACACCUAAUUGCAACAAUGUCAUAGAAAAAGGAAAGAAGCGAAAAAAACUGUAGCCUUGCAGGUGGUAGUUAGCAUAGGCCAGAUUCAGCGCGGCAAAUGUCUUCGGUCGUCAUAUUGGACUAGUGGAAGAUCUGAGACGAGUGAUGUAGGGAGGUGGAGGGGAGAGGAACGAAAUAAUUAGCUUUUAGUACUACGCUCUGGCCGUAAACCAGACAGUCAAACAGAAUUUCCACCGAAAAAUUAUUUUAAACUUCUUGACAGUCCCAGAUGUUACAAUUUAAAUUUAUUGCAUUCAUUUUGAAAUCACUGGUGGUCCCUGUAAUCUGAUUGGCUCUAAUUGGUGCGAUUUAUUCCCAAAUCGCACCAUUUUUUGCUCUAAUUCGCAUCUUUUUUCCAGCCAACGGGGUGAUGUUAAAGGAAAGGUCUUGACCAAUGUCAACUUUAAAAAUUUGACGGAACAACUGGGAUUUCGUGGUCGCCCAGAACACUACGAUGCGUACGUGGAAGACGUAACUAUAAGACAGCGAGAAGAUGGAACUGAAGUUGUUGAGUUCAGAAAAGGUCCCACUAAAACACGGAACGGUGGUCUCACCAUCAGGCGAAGAACAACACCACAAGCAAUGUUCAGCACCGAUGGCGGAAAAAGCGAUCCAGUGCGGCUAUUCAAGCUUUGGUUGUCCAAGCGACCCAAGGGAAUGAAGAACACAGGGCCAAUCUAUCUAAGCAUCAUAAAUCGUCCUAAAUCAGCAGAUGUUUGGUAUACGAAAGUUCGAAUGGGACAAAACACCAUCGCCAAUUUAAUGAAAUCUAUGGCCUCCUGUCUCAUGACGAAUAAGAAGCUGACGAACCACAGCAUGAGGAAAACAUUGGUAUCAAAACUGAAGAAAUCAGGUCAACCGCGCAAUAUCAUCUGUGAAAUAACAGGCCAUGCACGUGAAUCUUCGUUAGACGACUACGAUGAAAUAGACGAGAAUCACAGGAAAGAACUGUCUCACGUUAUCAGUGGAUAUAAAGACGUGUCAAACGAAAAUCAAGCAACCCGUGAAAACACUGCAAAGCAAGCCUCAAAUCAAGAGAUUGCAGUCCAACAUAAACGAACACCUCUGGUUCCUAUUUAUCACGUCCAACAACAAGGCCAAUUGUAUCAGGCCAUGGGUUCCAAUCCUAGUUUUCAGCCAGCUGAAUUUUCAGGAUUUGAACCACGUUUUCCAUUGCAGUCUCCGCAGUACCGCUUGGAAGCCUUCAGUUGUGCUGCUCCCGUUCCAUCGUAGAAUUACACACGCUGCACCUUCAAUUUCUUCUCCAGAGACAGCCAGGAUUCUCCACCCCAACCACAGAAGUAACGAAGGGCUUACAUCAUUGAGUCAGACGACGAGGAUUGAACUUUAACGCUUCACAAUUUUUUGCUGAGUUAUUGAGGACUUCUCGAAUUUCUUGAAUGAAACUUGUCUU
This is a messenger RNA of Stylophora pistillata, 1700 nucleotides long. RefSeq lists its product as uncharacterized. The record is from RefSeq and is a predicted model, not a curated record. Lineage: Eukaryota; Metazoa; Cnidaria; Anthozoa; Scleractinia; Pocilloporidae.